Messenger RNA from Solenopsis invicta (red fire ant), 3534 nucleotides. Its product is annotated as zinc finger BED domain-containing protein 4. The transcript is spliced from 4 exons. The record is from RefSeq and is a predicted model, not a curated record. The coding region runs from base 167 to 2023 and encodes 618 amino acids. Lineage: Eukaryota; Metazoa; Arthropoda; Insecta; Hymenoptera; Formicidae. Gene Ontology annotation, molecular function: protein dimerization activity; DNA binding.
GGCAGCGCUUGAUUUCACUCGUUGCUACGUUCAUGUUAUUUCUCCAGAAGAAAAACAGAAGAUAGGUUAAGCACAGUGUAUCGUAUUCUGAAGGAAUAGAAAAAUCUUAGAAAGGAAAAAACAAUAUAUUGGUCGCAACUGUUUGUUCAUAUCGAUUACUUUAAAAAUGCAUCGUAAUAGUAAUAAGAUGUGGCUUCAUUUCAAGAAAAUAAAUGUGAACACAGCGCAAUGUAAUUUAUGCGCAUACUACAUCAAGCACUGGGGCAAUACAAGCAGUAUGAUAACGCACUUGAAAUUACACAAAAUAAAAAACACCGCGGACAGAAAGGACACGCCCAAGGAAACGAAAUUGCCCAUGAGGAAGAUAAGUCACCGGCUGAACAGUGCUGACAACACUUCACACGCUGGAGCUGGAACAAGUUUAGAAACUGCAGUUGAGACACAUGAAGGAUCACUUGUCAAGCAAAUGAGUGGAUCACUUAUAGCUUCAACAUUUGGGAAGGCAUCUUGUUCUGAUGAUGAUGAUCAUGAAGCUGAGAUAUUGGAUGCCUUCCUCUACUACAUCUGUACUGAUUACCAACCAUUUAGUACUAUGCAAUGUAAAGGAUUUAAAUAUUUGCUGAAGAAAUUGGCACCUCUUUACAAAAUUCCUACCAAAAAUGCGAUCAAAAGAAGAUUUGAUGAAAAAUAUGACGCAAUGGCCCAAAUUUUUAAGCAAAAGCUGAAUAAAGUUUUACAUAUGACCAUUACUAUAGAUACCUGGUCUGAAGCAGGGUCAUCCAAAAGGUUCUUAGGACUCACCGUACAUUUCGUAACAAGUGGAACGAAGAAGAUAGAAUCAGGAAACAUUGAAGUUAUUGAAUUGCUUGAACAUACUGUAGAUUGGACUGUACUUGCGAUUAUGAACAUUAUGCUAAAAUGGUGCAUUCCUGCUGAUAAAGUCACAGCAGUUGUAACUAAUAAUGAAUCUAAUAUAGUUAAAGCUGCCAUAGAAAUAUUUGGUCAGGACAAGCAUAUGAAUUGUUUUGCUCAUAUUAUCAAUUUGUUGGCAGAGAAUGCUCUAAAAAACUGCGAAGACCUUAAUAAUUUCAUUAACAAAGUUAGGUCGGUCGUAAUGUUUUUGAAAAACAAUACCGAUUUAACUAAUGAGCUCUAUCGGUGUCAAAUUGAUUCGGGUACAUCUGAAAACGAGGUAAAGAAACUCAUUCUGGAUGCCAAAAUGAAAUGGAUCGACAUAUUCUACAUGAUAAAACGAUUCGUUGAGUUAUGGAACAUGAUUAAUAAAGUUUUACAUAAGACGCCCGAUCUAUUGACUGCCGACGAGAUCGUCACGUUGAAAGAAAUAUUAGAUCUUUUGAAACCAUUGGAAUUCAUAGCGAAAGAAUGUUUAACCGAUAACUAUAUUGCGAUAUCAAAGAUAAUGCCGGUUAUCAAGUGCGCUAUAGCUGAAUAUUCGAAGACUAGACAGACGAUGACAUUGUCGAUGAGAUUGAAAGAAAUUAUCGUAGCAGAAUUUGAGAGGUGGUUCGGCUUAAUAGAGUUCAGUGAACCGAUUUCUAUCGCCACUAUAUUAGAUCCCCGCUUCAAAACUGUACAUUUUGUACAUGCAACGGCUCUGGACAAUGCCAAAAAGCAGUUACAAAACAUGAUAAAUGAAUCCUACUCUGAUGAAUUUGGAUCCAAUGGUCAUCAAAAAGAAACUGAGUGCGAUAUUUGGAACAAUCACAAAAUUUUGGCCUAUGAACCGAAAGAGAAAGACGCGUUUACUCUAAAGAACCAACUGUCCUUGUACCUGGCCAAUCCAUUAGCUUCCUUGGAAGACAAUCCUUUAGAGAAAUGGGAGAGCAUGAGACUGACGUAUCCCUCAUUAUACACAAUAGCGCGAAAAUACUUGUCAAUUGUGGGCACAUCGGUUCCAGCGGAAAGAUUAUUCUCAAAAAUGGGAACCGCAACGAUCCAGUCAAGAAAUCAACUGAGCAAGAAACGAUUGAGCAAACUAUUAUUUUUGAAUUCGGUAAUUUAAGAAUUUAGAAAUCGACGUGAUUGAUUUCGUUACCGAUAAUGAUAAUAAUUUUGAAAACAACCACAAGUUAUUGAUUCCAAUUAUAUCAAUGGUUGUAUAUUUUUGACAGUAACAGUUUUGUAUUUUUGAAAUAUAUCAUUUUUUUUCUAAUGACAAUUAUUGCUUUAAUAGCGUUGCCUUUAUUUUUUGAUCAUUAUUUCAAUUGCUCUCAAGAAAAAAUUCACAUCAAUUCUGAUAUUCGUUAAGCAUCUGCUUGUAUUGCAUAUUUUCAAAAUAUUGAUGUUAUAAGUAAAAAGCUCCAAACAAAUAAAAUUGUCCACGUGAGUAUUAUCAAUUUGAUCAAACUUGAUAAUAAAUUCGUGCGAAUAUACAUAUAUCUAUGCGCUGAUAUUUUUGGUAAAGAUAUUCGUCAUUGAGAUUCCCUCAAGUAUCAGUGAUGUAAGCGAGUGCUCGCGACUGAAUCAGGCAUUUUUAUUCGGUUUCUGCGAUACUUUGCGAAUCACAGAUGCCGCUCGAGAUCAUUCGAAGAAGCAAAUUGCUAAGACCCUACAGAUUGGCGGUGAUUGAGCCUACAUUGCAAAGGCCUUGGAGACAUUUAACACGCCGGCAUCGUCGUUUAUGUGAUCUGCAAAAAGUUUCUCUCGCCAAUCGAUUAGCGAGACACUCCUUGCCGGCGUCAAAAUUAACGACUCUCUUAAAAUUUUUAUCCUCACAUACUUGAUUCUUACAUAUAUCUUUAUAUAUUAAAAAAUAUUUUUAUACAAUUCAAUUUUGUAAAAAAAGUCGGUAUUUAAAAAAUUCUUAUUAUUCAUUAUUUAAUACUUUUACAACUGAAUUAUUUUAAUAUUCAAUGUUUAACUACUUUUUAUCUUUGCUUAUUAGCUUGAUGAAUUUAUAAGCAUUGCUUAUGAAGUUUUAAUUGUUUAAACGAACGUAAAAUAUGUAACUACGUAAUAACUACUGUAGAAUGAAAAGAUCUAGGUUUAGUACACAAUAAAAGUGACAGGUUAGUUACGCUCUGCAAGCAACAGUCAAAAGAAUUUUUCGAGAAAGUGAGGGAGUUAAAGGCGUUUCUAAAAUCGGUGACUUCGCUCGGUCUUAAUUCCGAGUUUAAGCAGACGACCGCGCGAUGAUUUACGAUCGCUCGUUAAGUAGUACUCCUUUGCAUUUACGGCGAUAUUAACGACGUCGGGACGCAUCACUUCAAGAUAACGCGAAGUGCUUAAUUCGGGCACUUAAAAUCAUCGCCCGACAUGCGAGUAUCCGCCGCCGAUAGUAAACGCGCAAAUUUAUUUAGUGCAUCGCGCCGCACAUCCCGAGCGCGGUCACGUGGUCACCGAGGGAACCACGUGGUCACUGCUGGCGCCAAAAGUGGGCUAACUUCUCGCGUGUCGUAAAUGUCAGCAUAAAGAUAUGUCAGGGUUGGGAAGUUACUUGUGUAACGCCGUUACCGAUACAGUUACUUUUUUUUAGUAAUAGACGUUAGUUACGGACUGGUAACAUCGUUAGUU